This is a messenger RNA of Soboliphyme baturini, 477 nucleotides long. NCBI's taxonomy places the organism in Eukaryota, Metazoa, Nematoda, Enoplea, Dioctophymatida, Soboliphymatidae. The record is from the annotation of a GenBank genome assembly.
AUGACCGAGAUGGUGAAUGAAACGAACGCCUCUGAACGAGCCGAGGAGGCCCAGAGGAGCCAAAGUGCGGCGUCCAACUUCUCGCUGAACUCGUUGAGCAGCAAGAACUGCAUCGUUGCGAUGCUCGAAGGCCGGAAAGACAGACAAACAAUAGUCAACAAUCAGCUGGAUCAGGAACUAGAGCCCGGCGAAAAUGCAGACGCUAAACCGCCACCUGGAGUCGUCCGCUGCCCCGUCUGCAAGCAGGACAGUAACAUAGGCAAUGAUUUACGUUGGGUUCAGCUGCUGACGCCUGAUUUUGUGACGAUGAACCUGCAAGAUUCGAAUGCGAUGGAGCUCUUUCAACUAUCAUGCGAGUCCUGCAAAACGAAGGACAAGGCAGUGGCUCGAUGCAUAGACUGUGCGAACUUUCUGUGCCCCAAUUGUGUUCAGGCUCAUCAGUUUAUGAGAUGUUUUGAAAGUCAUAAGGUAUGUUAG